UCAGAGCCAAGCUGGGAAUGCCACAGUUCUUGAGCAUAGAAGCCCAGAGCCUGCUUCGAGCCCUCUUCAAAAGGAACCCUUCCAACAGAUUAGGUGCUGGAUUUGAUGGAGUGGAAGAAAUUAAACGUCAUCCUUUCUUUGUUACUAUAGACUGGAACAAACUGUACAGAAAAGAAAUCAAGCCGCCUUUCAAGCCCGCAGUGGGACGGCCAGAAGACACCUUUCAUUUUGAUCCAGAGUUCACAUCUCGAACCCCCACAGAUUCCCCGGGUGUUCCUCCAAGUGCCAAUGCUCAUCAUCUUUUCAGAGGGUUCAGCUUUGUUGCCUCCAACUUGGUGCAGGAGCCUGCACAGCAAGAUGUGCACAAAAUCACUGUUCACCCAAUUGUGCAGCAGUUACAUGGGAACAACAUUCACUUUACAGAUGGAUACGAGAUCAAGGAAGACAUAGGAAUUGGCUCCUAUUCAGUGUGCAAGAGAUGUGUUCAUAAAGCUACAGAAACAGAGUUUGCAGUGAAGAUAAUUGAUAAGAGCAAGAGAGACCCCUCUGAAGAAAUUGAGAUCCUCUUGCGAUAUGGACAGCAUCCAAACAUCAUUACUCUUAAAGAUGUGUAUGAUGAUGGGAAAUUCGUGUACCUGGUGAUGGAGCUGAUGAGGGGAGGUGAGCUCCUGGACCGCAUUCUUCGGCAGAAGUGUUUCUCAGAGCGGGAAGCCAGCGCUGUGCUGUGCACCAUCACCAGGACUGUGGACUACCUGCACUCUCAGGGCGUGGUGCACCGAGAUCUCAAACCAAGUAAUAUCCUCUACAUGGAUGAGUCAGGAAACCCAGACUCUAUCAGGAUCUGUGACUUUGGGUUUGCUAAGCAACUGAGAGCGGAGAAUGGGCUACUUAUGACUCCCUGCUACACGGCCAACUUUGUUGCCCCUGAGGUCCUUAAACGCCAAGGUUAUGAUGCAGCCUGUGACAUUUGGAGCUUGGGGAUCCUACUGUACACCAUGUUGGCAGGAUUCACUCCUUUUGCAAAUGGACCAGAUGACACCCCAGAGGAGAUUCUGGCCAGGAUUGGCAGUGGCAAAUAUGCUCUUACAGGAGGAAACUGGGAUUCAGUAUCUGAUACUGCAAAGGACAUUGUGUCUAAGAUGCUUCACGUAGACCCUCAUCAGCGCCUCACAGCAGUCCAAGUCCUAAGACAUCCAUGGAUAGUGAACAGGGAGUAUCUAUCUCAAAACCAACUCAGCAGACAGGAUGUUCACCUAGUGAAGGGUGCAAUGGCAGCCACUUACUUUGCUUUAAACCGAGCACCUCAGGCACCAAGGCUGGAGCCUGUAUUGUCCUCCAAUCUGGCUCAGCGGCGAGGCAUGAAAAGACUUACCUCUACCAGGUUGUAGCAGUACCCUCAAAACACCUCUUUGAAAACCCACAGUUUAUUAUUUAAAGUUGAAUUGAGAAAUUCAAUUUUACUUGGCUAGCAGACCUUUUUUGGACAACCUGCACAUGAAAUCGCCAAAACUAGCAGAAGCCCAUGUAAGGCAAAUUCUCCUUUAGUACAUCAUUUCUUUUACAUUCCAGCCCAGUAUAACAACUUCACAAAGAUGUGCCAAUUUUUCCAGUAGCUCUGUUUCUUUACUGAGAUAAAGCCAAAUAAAGUAGGUGUGCUCCAUCCCUUCCACUCUAGGAAAGCUAUUUUUGAGUCCUUAAGAUGUUCCAUGGGAGCAGUGCUUAUUUUGUUUCUCAAGAAAAGCACUUUUUGCUAUGAAGAACGCAGUCAGGUAUGAAUGCUGUUCCAGCAUGUGUCAUGAUGAAGUGACUUGGCUGGUCACCAGUAGACAUCUACUGAUCUCCACUCACCCCGGGAAGAGUGAAGGCUGCAGAGACACAUGAAUAAUACCUUAUUUGAAACAAGUGCUAUACAACAACAAGGACAGAGAGCUGUUGGUGUUGAAAAUACCUUCUGAUUUUGAGGAAUCUUUUGCACUUUGACCCUGCCUUCUCUGGAACAAAGCCAGCACCUCUCAAGGCAUGUGCGCCACCAGCCCUGACUUACUCAAAGGUCUCCGAAAGCAGAAAACCUCUUAGAAACUUGGUCUUCUGAGGAAAUUAUUGGGUCUUAUGAGACUGUGGGAAAGCAUUCAUGUAAAGCAGUGUGGAUCAGGCAAGAAAAAGGUGUCUGCUCUUGACCAGUAAGCAGGUCUGGGAGGACUAGGUGAGGGGUCUGGAGAACUGAGCAAGAGGCAGGGUGGGUGACUGAGGACAGUAGGCAAAAAGACCCAUGGCAGCAUGGUGGAGAGUACUGGCAAAGGCAACUAGCAUGCAACUGGUUGGGGGGCAAACUGGGACUCCCUUUCAAAGCAAGGGACAGUCCCUCUUCACUGACCGGUACAGAAGAGGGUGGGUGGCUGGGCUGGCCAGGGGCCAGGGGGUCAGUGCAGCCAUCCUCCCACCUAGUCUGCUCACCGAAAGCAGUUCUGGCAGGCCAUAGUGCCACCCUGGAGCGAGCAAGGCCAUUUCCAGUCAUUGCUCCCUGCCCUUCCCUGGCUAUUCACUCAAAUCUGCCCCUGUCACCCAAUAUUUCAUGUCCCUACCUGGCUGUUCUGCUCUAGCAGAGCAAAACUCCCCAUGCCAUGUGUGUGCAGAGAGUACCACUUCUGAAGAGUUCAGCUAACUCUGUUACAAGCUUUAAUAAUAAUAAAUUAUUAGGAGAAACGGGAGGAUGCUCUGCUUUUAUAUUUAUAUGAAUAUGUACAUGUGUAUUUAUAUACAUAUAAAACAAAAGUUCUGUACCCUAAUACCUGGAUUUUCCAGGUGCAGGGAAAGAGAGCUUUUGUUGAAAUGGUCUCAGCAAAAUCGACCUUUUUUCUCUUUCCCUGGUUUCAAAGAAAGUGAGCAAGGUUUGUGGUGCUGGAUGUGAACUAUUUUUUUAUUCUUUUUCUUACCCAUCUUGGCUUAUGGUGAUCACAAGCUGACCAGGAUUCUUCUUUGUACUGCUUUUGUUAAUUUUUAUUUUCUGAGUGAAUUUUGUCACCUCAGAUGCUUUGUGGGAAAAGCUACUGUGCUAUGUUGGCUUUUUUUCUGUUGUGACAGGGGAAAAAAAAUGUGAACAUGGAGCUUCAUAUGCUAGAUAUGGUAAUUUUUCCUUGCUAGGUAGUUUGUACAUCUCAGUGCUGAACUGGAAUUACCAGAUCACUGCCUCAGAGUGUCCAAGGGAACAAGGAGUUUCAUUUGCUAUAACAAUAUGGUUCCUAAAACUAGCUCUGUUUCAAUGUUGACCUGAAGUUAGUUUGUUUGCAUUAGUCUAUUUUUAAAUUUAAAUUUAUUCUUAAUAAUUUAAACCGAUAUUUAAUGUUCGGGUUUAUGUGCUGUGCACAGAGGACAGCUGCAAAGCAGCUGUCUUUGAAGCCCUUCUCUUUUCUAAAAUAAACAAUGCUGUGAAACUCCACACAGUGGCUGAAUCGGCUGGGACUGAUGAGUGCAAACACACAGGUGUGUGUCUAUGGUUAUAUAUGCAGCAGCCCACAUUCUCUCCUGUGGCUAAGCUGUGCUCAGAACUGGUUUUUUGCCACCUCUAUAAUUUUUUGCUUGUUAGAAGUUAAGUCUCACGUAUUUCUGCUAGCAGUACACUGUGAGGAUAUCCACAAACAGGGAUAUCCUGGCUGAUGCAGAAUAGCUCUGACCAAGCCUUGUUUCCCUCAAAGCGACUUCUGCCUUGGAAGAAGGCAAGGUGGGCACAAAGAUGCAAAGGGCAACCUGGAGUGAGGGCUGGGUUUUCUUGGGUCCCAGCUGGUAUGUGCUGUUUCAACAAAAUAUAUUUUUAAUAGUCAGUGUAAUUGUCUUGCAUAUGACAUACAAAGAGUGUUGUAAAGAUUUUUGUCUCCCUGUAAGAUUUCCUGGUCAUCUUUCAUUGCUUCUUCUUGCAACCAUUGGAAACAGUCUUAGUUCCCUGUUGUUAUACUUGGUCUUAAUUCUUAGCAUUUUUUCCAACUGAAUAUUAUUGGAGGCCAAACUUACAGGAUGAUGCUCUUCCCAAAGUUGGAUCACCCCUUAAGCCAUGGAUGCCACAAGGGCUUCUUAUGCUGCUGGUCCACUGAACUUCUGGCAGCAUAUGCAAGUGCUGACACUAAAAAAAGGCAGGUAGCCACUUCCUCUUGACCUCAGAUGCUCAUAUGUCCUUUCACACCUCCCUUAUCCAGUUCACCAUGGGGCAAAACAAACAUUUGUGCAUCAGAACAAAUGCCUGGGGACAGCAGGAAGGCAACAACAUCUCUUUUGCCAACAGCACUGUCAACACAUUGGAAUGGCUACAAGUUCAGUGUCACCUCUGUUAUUCUGAGUUAUGCUGAGCAGAGCCCAGGUGUGGCUCAGAGUCAGGGCGAUAAAUGGUGGGCGCAAAGAGAGAGGACAAGUCCAAGCUUCUGAAAAUUGUCCACAAGCUCAUAUAAACUCCCUGUAACCAGAAGAUGUAGGGCCACAGAUGGUAGGCCAUGGGGAAGUAAUGUUGACUGGAUGUAUUUUUGCCACCAGUGAUCUCAUAAAGAGAACAGAAAAAAAUCCAGGAGUUUGUUUUUAAAUCAUCUGUUUUUACAGAGAAAUUCUUGAUUUUGUACAGUGCUACAGCUUUCUCAAUCCCUAGAAUUAAGGCACUCAAACAUGGAAGAUGCAGCAGAUUACUGUAGCAGAAAAUAUAUCUUAGCUUUCACUGGAAAAAUAUUUUCAGGCACGUGUUCUGAAGCUCUGUCUUCGGAUGUGUGUAUCAGAAAUGCCAAAGCAAAUAUUUAGAAGCAAAGUUCUCUUGUUGAACAUCUUCAGGUGGCACCCUUAAACAAGAAUCAUGUGAGCUCCACAUUCAGAUAUCUGAAUCCUAAAAGACAGGCAAGCAGCACAAUCAGGACAACCACCUCAGAUGUUCCUUACAUUAAAAUAAAAAGAUCUAAAAUAACAUUAGUAAGAUGCUUUAGUAUAGUUCAUUAAAAAAAAAAAAAAGGAAACUGUGCAAGCCCAUUGUCUUUUCCUCUUUUGAAGAAUACUUCAUUUUCCUUUAGAAGUGUGUAUUCUGACCUCCUAGCUGACCCUGCUUCUGAAAUCCUGUGUUGCCCCAACACAUUGCAGCUAAGCUGCUUCUGGUACCUCAGUUCCUGUGUGAACACAGUCCCACAUUCCUCCCUCCAUGUCUGCCCACAACAGACGCAAGCAACAAUUGCACACACUCUCCUAUUCUGAAGGUUAGCAAAAGUGUGAGAGUUUAAACUCAGAAGAUAAAGUGAAGUUAAAGGUAAGGUUCUCACUGUGUACAGACCUAAAACUCUCAGUGUUUAGGGGAAGGGUGGUUUAAAGUCUGUGCAGAACAAGAACGUUACAGAGUAAAUAAACUCACAGUAAUUCAUAGAGCCAAAUUUUAGCUAAAAUCUCUUAAUAGGUUUUUGUGAGCCUAGACCUUCCAUUUCCAGGUGCAACUAGAUGACAACAUAUGCAUGUCAGCCAGGUAACAAAGGCAUCUGAUCAUGCAUGUCAUCACAAGGCUUGCACAUGGAAAUGUUUUGCAGCCCAAAGUUUGGAGUCUAAAAGUAAGAAUUUGAUCUUUUUCAUCAUCCUGUAUUGUGUAAACCAUGAUGUUCAGUGUUAAACUGUACAACCGCUACUUCUUGCUUUGGUGUGCAUAGUUACGGAGUCAGUUUGUGCUCCAUUAUGUUUUCUAAAUGGAUGUUAUGGAUAUAGUUUUCAGAGACACUGUAGCCUGAAAAGAAAAUGAGGCAAAUUAAUGCCCUUUUUGAUAAAGGCAAAUUUUGAAAGGAGAGACUGGAAAAAUGCAUUUGAAGUGCAGAACAUAAAAACCAGUUGCUAAAAGAUUUUUUCUGAUUUCUUACUCAUAGCCAAAUCUUGCCUCCUUCACUCCUGUGUUAGUUCCUUAAUCCAUAUGCACCUUCAGGGAAUCAAGGGGAACAGCUCAGAGUAGGGUCCUCUUUCCUGUUGUAGUGGUGGAGUCUUGGCCAUUAGAUGACGAUGUAUGUAAGGGAUUUACUUGGAUAGUAUUAAAUGAUUUUGACUAAAUACGAACCAUGAUCUAGCACUUUGUUUACAGGCUCCAUAUUCAUGUUUACAAGUUAUGAUUUCUGAGGCUCACGCUUUUUAAGUUUCCUGUAUGAAAAGGGCAGCCAGUGUACAGAUAUUUAUUAUGUUUACCAGCGUUUCUGAAUAGAUUUUUUUUAUAGUACAUGGUUUUAUGAAGUGUAAUAUUUUUAUAGCAGAAUGAUGAUCUUUGGACUUUCUAUAUUGUUACCUACAGUUGUUUGCAAACAAGCUCUUCCCUCCCUUUUUUCUGUGCACUGUAUCUCAUGUUGCUGCUGCUACUGUUGCUGGCCUCAGCUGCUGCUGCCCCACUGUGACGUGGGCUGAUGGUAUUGUGAAAGUGUGCAAACUAACUUCAAAGAGUUGUGAUUGUGCUGAAGGGCUGGCUGCAUGCUGGGUUCCUCCUGGCAGGAGGGAUGGGGAGCUGUACCCUACCAGAGCAAGAGUUUCCUGUGGAUGGCCCCCAAGGAGAAACCUCAGUGCUCACCUUUGUAUUCUGCCAUUUUGGCUUGGCAUGCCCAUCCUUUCCUUUCUUUAUAAAGAAAUAAAAAGAAAAGAAAA
Molecule: messenger RNA, 6621 nt
Organism: Pipra filicauda (Wire-tailed manakin)
Lineage: Eukaryota; Metazoa; Chordata; Aves; Passeriformes; Pipridae
Gene: RPS6KA2
Product: ribosomal protein S6 kinase A2
Exons: 12
Coding region: 18-1388 (456 amino acids)
Biological process (GO): protein phosphorylation
Molecular function (GO): ATP binding; ribosomal protein S6 kinase activity
Source: RefSeq, a predicted model, not a curated record